UAAACCCGUGCGAAUCGGUUAAAUUUUCCCCACAACAUUCCGCAUUUCUUUUUAUAUUAUGUUCAAAUUUCUGUUAAUUUCCGCGUUAAUUGUUCGCGUCGAAAGCAAAUACAUAGAAGGUGAAUUAAGAACGAACGAGAAUUGGGCGUUUUUGGCGCGAUUUUGUUUCCUAUCCGAAGACGGGCAAUUCGAGUACCAAAUCGACUUCGACGAGGACCAAGGCGAUCCGAAUCUACUGCUUUAUUACGAUACGGACGAUCAAUGGCCGGCCGUAUACAAAACAAACAAGACUUGCGAUGAAAGAGAAUCGGUGUUGAACGUCAGGCAAAACCAAAUCGUCAAUUUAACCGCUCGAAUUCAACCGUAUAGAGAAUUGUCCGGAUGUAAUUUCGUUCAAACCAUCACCACAUCACGCUCAUACACUCUAAUAGUACCUACUCUACCGCCGGUACCCAAAACUAACAAAUCUACAAGUACUAUUUCUACUUAUUUCUACGAACCAUCCACCACUCAAUUCACAACAGAAAUGUACAACACAAGCCCAUCAGAUUCCUAUUCUUCUAGUACCGAAAGUACUACGUUGGAUUACGAAACUACAGACGCCUCGAUAGAAACUACGAUCGGAUCGGAUGCGAAGGAAUUGUCCAAACGAUCUACUUUCAACAAAGAAAGAUUCACCACUCGUCAAGGAAGAACUGUGACUUGCCACAACGCCAGGAGGUUCAGAUCGUCCAGGGAAAGAUGGUGGUUUAUUGCAGUUAGCAAUUGCAGGGGCACUAAGGGGAUUAGUAUUAAGUACAAAAUUCUAAUGACCAACGGACCGCCAGGGGAUUACUGGCACGAGCAUUUAUCAGCUGAUGAAUUUUAUAUUUUGCCGGUGCUGAUGGCUUUCACGGUAUCCUACUCGUUUCUGCUGUUGGGAAUCGUCGUUUGCACGAUCGAAUUGAAAUCGAGGCAACUGUUGCACACCACCUACAAAAUAUUCGUGUACUCGGUCAUCGUGCAAUUAUUCGGCGUUUUGUUCGUGAGCAGUUGCUAUUUGAAAUUGGCCGUUAGCGGAUUUUUGGCGGCGAAAGUAAGGCGAUUUGGGCAGAUAUUAAUGGGUACGUCGGAGACCAGUUUCGUUUUGUUGUUAUUGUUAUUAGCGAAGGGUUAUACGAUAACAAGGGGACGGUUGCCUUUACCUGCUAGCAUAAAAUUAACGGUUUUUAUGUGCUUGUACGCCGUCACUUACGCGGCACUUUUUAUCUACGAAGCUAAUGUGUUCGAUCCUGGAGAGGUGCUCUAUUUGUACGAAUCUCCUGCUGGAUAUGGUUUGAUAACUUUAAGGAUCCUAGCUUGGUGCAUGUUUAUUUACUCUACGAUUUUUACUUUAAAACGCUAUCCGGAAAAAGGAAACUUCUAUUACCCCUUCAAUAUAUUCGGCACGUUGUGGUUUGUUGCUGGUCCCGCUUUCAUUCUAUCAGCGAAUACUUACAUUGACAAAUGGGUUAGAGAAUCGGUGGUGUUUGCUGUAUUGCUUUUUAUUACCUUCGGUGGUCAUUUAAUGUUUUUGAUAUUAACGAUGCCAUCGGUGGCGAACAAGAAUUUCCCCUAUCACGUGCGCACCACCCAAAUAGGCAUCAUGGAAUUCGCCGGAGGGAGAUUGGGCAACAGUACAAUGGAACAAUUCGGGCAUCACGUGUACGAACCGACCACGAACGGUCUCCGGGAACAAACCGUCAUUGUGCCGCUCACCAGGAUGUUCCAAGAUUUACCCAAUCACAAUGUUGCUGUUGCUAAUGGACAUGCUGAGGUUAAUUUGAGCGAUAACGAAGAUGUGGAAAAUAGAGAAAUAGACGAAAGGAUCGGUAAUGUAUUGAAUUGGUCGACAGCUAAAAAUGCUACAGCCAGUGCAGAUGCAGCAAUCGCCAAAAGUGCUGAUAAAGUUUCUAUCCGUUCGACGAGCGAUUACAGCCGGCGUUCGUCCGGAGAAGAUGGCGAUGAUGUUUUAAAAAAUACAAACAAUUUCGAAGAAUAUUUGAGAGACGUGCCGAUCGAAUUAUUCACCGUUAGCAAAAUGAUGGCGAAUACCAAUGGUGUAUCGUCGAAGCAACAACAUCGACAACAUCAACAACAACAUAGCGAUUAGUAUAAUGAAAAUAAAUAUGCGAUUCGAGAUGA
Messenger RNA from Phyllotreta striolata, 2163 nucleotides. The record is from the annotation of a GenBank genome assembly. NCBI's taxonomy places the organism in Eukaryota, Metazoa, Arthropoda, Insecta, Coleoptera, Chrysomelidae.